Messenger RNA from Fusarium falciforme, 1164 nucleotides. RefSeq lists its product as hypothetical. Bases 1 to 1164 code for a protein of 387 amino acids. The transcript is spliced from 4 exons. The record is from RefSeq and is a predicted model, not a curated record. Lineage: Eukaryota; Fungi; Ascomycota; Sordariomycetes; Hypocreales; Nectriaceae.
AUGAACCUCAGUCAAGAACUUGACCAUGUCCUGCGGCCACUCGUCCAGUCGAUCGCUCUCCCCGUCGCUGCGUCCUUGACACUCUGGGCCUUGGGAGCUUUGACUAAGCAAUGGAUGUGCCGUCGGAGAAAACACUCGCAGUUGGUCAAGGCGGUCAUUUCUCGAGAAGAGAAAUUACACAUUGAGUCUCUGUACGGCUUUGACUGGAAGAGUUCCGAGAGACGAAAACUGCGUCCGUUCAAGCCUACGUAUCACAUCACAAUGGCGAUCAAGGCUGAUACACCGUCGGAGCUCAUCACCAUCGAUCAAGACUAUCUGGACCGCAUCAACCUUCGACGGGAACUCAUCGCUCAGCAUGGUUCUACUGUCCAUGGCUGUAUCCCCGAGGGCGACGCAGCCGUGCGAGAAGUCUACACGUACCUCUUAUCUGAGUAUCUACCAACUCGCUUUCCCACAAUCUUCCAACUCUCCUCCGACAAGUCCGCGUGUAGAAAUAUUGUCACGGGAAUGUCUUUUCCGACCACGCCCAUGGCCAAUGCCGAGGUGGCCCUGCGCGCCCUGGGCGAGACAGUCGAGGAAGAUUUCUUUCUUCUUCAGCAAUUUCCCGAUGGUCAUAGAUCUGUCGCAUUCAUGUGCUGUUUCCCUUCGGGCUUUGACCCAUCUGCGAAGCUGGGGAAGACACUCCAGGAGAUCCAUGCACCGGUGCCGUCGUAUGACCGAAUUGGAGCUAGCAUGGAGAGAUUCUUUGGGAAGCUGGAGGUUGGCAAGGGAGUAAAGAGGACGAACUGGUCGGUUCAGACUCAUGCGGAGCUGUUCAACUCAAAGGGGAACCAUAUCACCGGAGACGACACGUACGAGGACGACCAAGAAGUGGACAUUGAAAAGGUGCGGUUGAUUUGUUUCACUGCAAACACCGGAACUGAUACUGGGCAGACAUUUCUCCGCAUUGAGCUACAAACUCUCACUCGCCUCCCCAAUACGGGUGCCAUCCUCUUCUCAUUCAAGACGUACCUCUACCCCGUGCAUCAGAUUAAAGAGGAAGGCAUUGAAAACGCCUUUGCAGAUGCCAUCGAGGGCCUCGCCAAAGGGAAUGCGCCAGGGAUGUGGAAGUACAAGAGUGCUGUGCGGUGGGGGAAGGGGGUGAUAGAUUAUCUACGAUCAUGA